Messenger RNA from Ixodes scapularis (black-legged tick), 1035 nucleotides. Its product is annotated as collagen alpha-1(XI) chain. Bases 1 to 1035 code for a protein of 344 amino acids. Gene Ontology annotation, molecular function: extracellular matrix structural constituent. The record is from RefSeq and is a predicted model, not a curated record. The transcript is spliced from 3 exons. Lineage: Eukaryota; Metazoa; Arthropoda; Arachnida; Ixodida; Ixodidae.
AUGGCAAGCGUUGCACCUGGAGCAGUGAGGAUCACCUACAACGAAAAGUUUGAUGCGCGUCUGUAUGCGGACCUGUUCAGUCAAAAAACUGGGAAGUUGCUACAUUCGUUGACCAAGAACUACAUAGCAUCUUUCAAUCGGGGCCCUCCAGGUGAAGGGCCCCAAAUCCCACCAGAGAUGCUCUUUCAACGAGACCGAUCUCGCUUCAAACGCGACCUCUCCGAAACCAGCAUCGACGACGGCGAGGACAACCAGGAGGACUACGACAACACUGCCAACGAAGAUACCAUCGACAACUCUACACUGCCGGAAAGCCAGAAAAAGAACCGCACGGCCGACAUCCACAAGACGCUCACCCACAUUUACGCCAACGUUUACGUACUGCGUAAGGAAAUCGAGCAUCUCCGGCAUCCCGUGGGCUCCAAACGCAACCCCGCCAGGACGUGUCGCGACCUCCAGUUCGCACAUCCGGACUUCGAAGACGGCUGGUACUGGAUAGAUCCGAACCUGGGCGUCGCAGACGACGCCGUCCGCGUCUUCUGCGGCAUUACGUCCGGCGGAGAUUCGUGCGUGUACGCGGACGGAGACGUGAGCUCCGUCCGUUUGUCCAAGUGGGACAAGGGGACGCGGGACGCGAAGAACAAGACGUCGUGGUUCAGUGAGCUCAAGGGAGGCUUCAAGCUGAGGUACGGCACGAUCGGGGAUGUUCAGCUUCGGUUCCUUACCCUUCUGAGCACUGAGGGCUACCAGAAUUUCACGCUCGUCUGCACCAACGUGAACGCCUGGUACAGCCAGAAAACCAAGGACCACGGAAACGCGCUUCGGUUCUUGGGUCACAACGAACAGCUGAUGACGUAUAAGAAAAACAGUCCUAUGGUAUCCUUGGAUGACUGCCAGUACAGGGACGGCAAGACAAUUUUCGACUUCAAAACCAAGCGACCAGCGACACUGCCACUCGUGGACUUCCAGCCCAUCGACUUCGGAGGGGAACACCAGGCCUUCGGCUUUGAGUUAGGGCCUGCCGGUUUUCGAUAG